Fonsecaea multimorphosa CBS 102226 is the source of this 516-nucleotide messenger RNA. RefSeq lists its product as uncharacterized. The transcript has a single exon. Lineage: Eukaryota; Fungi; Ascomycota; Eurotiomycetes; Chaetothyriales; Herpotrichiellaceae. The record is from RefSeq and is a predicted model, not a curated record. The coding region runs from base 1 to 516 and encodes 171 amino acids.
AUGGCAACAACCUACGGCGGCGGCGUCCCUCUCUCCUACGUAACCCCCGAAUUCCCCGCGCUGUACUGGCCCGUCCACGCCAACCCGGGGGAGGCUCAGUACCUCUAUUUCCUGGCCGACAUCUACCGCUACACGCUGUACUGGACGCUCAUCACCAUGGUCGCCGCGCACAGCUGCGUCGCCACCUGGGCCGUGCUCAUGCAGUUUUCCUCGGCCAACCAGCGCCGCAAGUACCUCAACUCCCCCGCGGGCAGGCUGCUCAGUAGCAAGAACAGGAAGUUGUUGGGUGACAAUCCCAUCGGCGAGACGUUGAGUUGGGUCUGGAUCGUGCCCAUCGUGUACGUUGUCAUUGGGGCGAGCGAGGCGUUGUUGGCGGGCAGCUUGGUGGGACUGGUCUUGGGUGCGAUUUACAAUGCUGGUUAUUUUGGCAUGAGUACCUGGACGCCGUUGUUGUGGGGAGUGAUCAAUAUGCUUGUGUUGGUCGUGAGCAGUUUCAGAAUCCAGGGUGGACUAUGA